AGCUGCUGCCGGGAGGAAGCACACCCAGUAGCAUUGACAGUACCUGGCUCAGGAUAAACUGAUAUCUUAUCAAGCUGGUAAGAUUCUACAAUGGAGGAAAACACGCCUCAUUCUUACGUCGAGGACCAACAACCUGAUGACAAAGCAAAAGAGAACAGCCCUAGAAUUACUAUAAAAAGUGAAUCUCUUUCACCUGAGCGGCAGUUUGUUAUAGAAACAUUUGUGAUUGGUUCAGAAAUACAUUCAGUUGCUCAGGAGAAUUCUUGGGAAAAUGUGCCGCAAAAGAGAAGGAGGAAGAAAGCGCAGAUAGAAAAACAAACUGAGAACAAACAACUACAUCAUGAACUAUCAGUAUACAGAACUAAAAACAAAACCUAUUCCGAGAGACAAUUUGCCUGCAGCGAUUGUGGAAAAAGCUUUACACGCCAAUCAUCUUUAAUUACUCACCUCCGUAUUCACACAGGAGAAAAGCCGUUUGUUUGCAUCGAAUGCGGAAAAGGCUUUACUGACAACUCAAAUCUUGUCAAACACCAGCGUAUACAUACAGGAGAGAGACCGUACGCGUGCUCCGAUUGUGGGAAAACCUUUACAGAUAGCUCCAAUCUCAUUGCGCAUAAGAGAGCCCAUACGGGUGAAAAACCAUAUGUUUGUAAUAAUUGUGAAAAGAGUUUUACUCUUAUUUCAAAUCUGGUAACUCACAAGAGAGCUCACACAGGAGAGAGACCCUAUGAGUGUACGGACUGUGGCAAAAAAUUCUCUCGGAGCUCUCACCUGGUCACUCACCAGCGAGCUCACCGCGGAGAGAGGCCGUACGCAUGUAAUGACUGUGGGCGACGCUUUACCCAGAUCUCAAACCUUAUUGCUCAUCAGCGUGCGCACACAGGGCUAAGGCCAUUUUCUUGCAGUGACUGUGGGAAAAGUUACACACAGAAAUCUAAUCUGAUAGAGCAUCGUAGGACUCACACAGGAGAACGGCCAUACGUUUGUCCAGAAUGCGGGAAAGAUUUCAGUCAAAACUCAAGUCUUAUUAAACAUAAAAAAGUGCACUUAAAGCAAGCGCAGCACUUAGACGAAGCUAACGAAAAAAUAGACGAGGACUGAAAUCAGAAAACAAACCACAGAAAAAGUGAUUACGUUAAUAUCUCUUUUACAUUAAGGUAUAAACUUAGACAUCUUUAUCAAAAGAAAGCUUCUGGAACAGGGUUCUUCAAACUAAGGGUUGUGACCUGCCAUUGAGUAGCGGAAAGGUUGUUACUGGGUCAUACCCACACUUAAAGGGACAGUCUACUCCAAAAGUUUUAUUGGUAAAAAGAUAGAUAAUUCCUUUAUUACCCAUUCCCCAGUUUUGCAUAACCAACACAGUUAUAUUAUUUUACUUUUUACCUCUGUGAUUACCUUGUAUCUAACCCUCUGCAGAUAGCCCCUUAUCUCAGUUAUAUUAAUAUACUUUUUACCUCUGUGAUUACCUUGUAUCUAAGCCUCUGCAAACUGCUCCUUAUCACAGUUAUAUUAAUAUACUUUUUACCUCUGUGAUUACCUUGU
Bombina bombina (fire-bellied toad) is the source of this 1542-nucleotide messenger RNA. Its product is annotated as zinc finger protein 501-like. The record is from RefSeq and is a predicted model, not a curated record. Lineage: Eukaryota; Metazoa; Chordata; Amphibia; Anura; Bombinatoridae. The transcript has 2 exons. Gene Ontology annotation, biological process: central nervous system development; regulation of transcription by RNA polymerase II. Gene Ontology annotation, molecular function: RNA polymerase II cis-regulatory region sequence-specific DNA binding; DNA-binding transcription factor activity, RNA polymerase II-specific. Bases 91 to 1101 code for a protein of 336 amino acids. Gene Ontology annotation, cellular component: nucleus.